CCCCCGGCGGACUUGGGGCGGGGUGGGCGCCCGGAGUGCGCGAAGGCGAUGGCGCCGGCGGCGUCCAGGCUGCGGGCCGAGGCCGGGCUCGGGGCGCUGCCGCGGCGCGCGCUCGCCCAGUACCUGCGCCUCCUGCGGCUCUACCCGGUGCUCACCAAGGCGGCCACCAGUGGCAUUUUGUCAGCACUUGGGAACUUCCUGGCCCAGAUGAUUAAGAAGCGGAAAAAAGAAAACAGCUCUCAAAAGCUAGAUGUCAGUGGGCCUCUCAGAUAUGCCAUUUAUGGGUUCUUCUUCACAGGGCCGCUGAGUCACUUCUUCUACCUAUUCAUGGAGCACUGGAUCCCUCCCGAGGUCCCCUGGGCAGGGGUCAAGAGGCUCCUCCUGGACCGCCUCCUCUUUGCACCGGCCUUCCUGUUGUUGUUCUUCGUCGUCAUGAGCUUCCUGGAGGGUGGAGACGCGGCCGCCGGCGCCGCCAAGGUGAGGAGCGCGUUCUGGCCGGCGCUGCAGAUGAACUGGCGCGUCUGGACCCCAGUGCAGUUCAUUAAUGUCAACUACGUCCCCUUGCAGUUCCGGGUGCUGUUUGCAAACCUGGUAGCUCUCUUCUGGUAUGCCUACCUGGCCUCCCUGGAGAAGUGAGCAUGAUCUGGAGGGAACGUCAUGCACACUGCUGAGCUGCAUCAGGGGGGACACUCACCUGCCCAGGGCGAGCACUAACAGGACUAAUCUGACUCUAGACCAUGUGACUGGUGGAGAAACAGCAAUCUCUUAGUGUCAGAAACUUGUAUUUUUAAAAGGCAGUAGUUGAAUUUGGGUGGUGCUGCCCAGAAACUUAAAAUACGUAAAGAAGGGUCACAAUAAACUAUAAUGUAGCC
Molecule: messenger RNA, 872 nt
Organism: Molossus molossus (Pallas's mastiff bat)
Lineage: Eukaryota; Metazoa; Chordata; Mammalia; Chiroptera; Molossidae
Gene: PXMP2
Product: peroxisomal membrane protein 2
Exons: 5
Coding region: 49-636 (195 amino acids)
Cellular component (GO): cytoplasm; membrane
Source: RefSeq, a predicted model, not a curated record